CUCAAACAACAACCUCUUCAAAUUCUUUGGUGUGCUGCCACCCAAAUCAAAAGUCUUCUUUCUUCCUCUUCUUUUUCAUUCAAAAAACCAUGUCCAAUAACAUGAACCCUAAUUUCCUUGGACCAAACAUGAUGUCCACUACCCCUCCAUCAUAUACAAACCCUAAUCUCCAUUUUCCCCCUGAAAUGCUCCAAGAUUAUGACUAUGAUUUCGACCUUUCCUACGUUAAUACCCUCCUCAAUGAUGAUCAUCACUACUCCAAUGUUGUUAAUAACAACCCCUUUGCUUCUUCUUCUUCCUCUUCUUCAUCUCUUUUCUCACACCCACUACUACCUCCCCCCACCAUUAAUGUGCAAGACAAGAGUAGCACUACUUCUGCAAGCUCCGGCAGCUCUGGCUUUGAUGGAAUAAUGCCCACAACUACUUAUCCCAUGCAAGAAGUGAAGUCCAUGAGGCAGAUGGUGAAUAGAAGAAAGGCGAAGGAGAGGCAUUCAAUUGCUUUUAGGACCAAGACUGAGCUUGAGAUCUUGGAUGAUGGAUACAAGUGGAGGAAGUAUGGGAAGAAAAAAGUUAAAAGUAACUCCAAUCCAAGGAAUUACUACAAGUGCUCGCAUGAAGGGUGCAUAGUGAAGAAGAGGGUGGAAAGAGACGGAGAGGAUUCAAAGUUUUUGAUAACAGAAUACGAAGGAAUACACAACCACGAGAGUCCAUAUGUUAUAUAUUACUACUAAGCUAAGACAUGAUGGCAACAACGUACGGUUGUGAAUAGGUUCGAUGUCUUCUCCAAACACAAUCUCAUCAAUAUUCCCAAACAAAGUAGUUUGCAGUUGAAGCUGAUU
Molecule: messenger RNA, 839 nt
Organism: Ipomoea nil (Japanese morning glory)
Lineage: Eukaryota; Viridiplantae; Streptophyta; Magnoliopsida; Solanales; Convolvulaceae
Product: probable WRKY transcription factor 51
Exons: 3
Coding region: 90-731 (213 amino acids)
Biological process (GO): regulation of DNA-templated transcription
Molecular function (GO): DNA-binding transcription factor activity; sequence-specific DNA binding
Source: RefSeq, a predicted model, not a curated record